CCCCCGACCUGUGAUGUAGAAGUUUGGUCCUGCUGAGGGGAGGCUGUAGUAUUGCGGUGUCUCUUUAAAGGAAGGGGGAGUGUAGCAGGGGACAGAGGAACGAGAUGAAUAGAAGGCACCAGAACCACCUACCAUGACCAAGUGCGCUGUAAAUGUAGGACAGAAAUUCGAGUGGAACACAAGCGGAUCGUCGGGCGACAGAUUCGGGGAAAUAAAAACAUGUUCGGAUGCGCCUCACCGUCUGACUCCAGCGUUUUCACCCGCGGCACCACAUGCGAUCAUGGGCGCACAGGAGAAGUCUUUAUCCUCCCAAACAUUUCUUGCGUUUUGAGGCGGAAGAGAAGAGUGGCAGCAGAACACGUCCCCGUGCUCUCCGAUUAUCAAUGGAAGGACUUGCAGACAGUAGCCGGGGGGGAUGAUGCAUUUGACGCUGGAUGUGUGCUGCAUUCAGGGAGAUUCGCCAGUGAUCGCGGCUCAGGCAGGAACAGCGAGUGCGGAGGGCCUGGGAAGCACCCAGCCCCACGAUCUCCCCCUUUUCCUCCCCCCCUGCAGGACCAUGCUUGCGUGAGGGAUGAGGCUGUGCACGGGGACACCAGGCCAGAGCUGCGGCCUACUUCUCACAAGAGCCGGUCUCCCGACUGCAAGACCCGUGAACACAUCGCCACCACCAUCGAAUCAGCAUCUUUGUUGUGUCUCUCUGCCUGCUCUGUGUCUUUUACUUCCCGCCUCCUGUGUUCCUCUGUCUAGGUCAUCAGGUAGAUCCAGGAGCAUGAGCAGGACUUUGAGCUGCGGGAGCAGAUGUCUGGGUAUAAGCGCAUGCGGCGGCAGCACCAGAAGCAGCUGAUCGCCCUGGAGAACAGGCUAAAGGCCGAGAUGGAUGAGCAUAGGCUCCGGCUGCAGAAAGAACUAGAGACACAUGCGAACAACACUUACAUUGAGCUGGAAAGACUGGCCAAGCGGCACGCUGCUCAAACGGACAAAGAGAUGAAGUCAGUUGCAUCAGAAGAGAGGAGGAUCCAGCAACAGAUUGUUGCUCAGCAGAAGAAAGAGCUGACGUCUUUCUUAGACAGCCAGAAAAAGGAGUACAGGCUUUGCAAAGACAAGAUCAAAGAAGAGAUGAGUGAAGACCCUUGCACACCCAAGGAGGAGAAGCAGGAGCGUCUGUCCAGGCACAAAGAAACAAUGCAGCGCUCUCAGGCUGAGGAGGAAGCUCACCUGCUGGCCCAGCAGAGGCUGGUCUACGACCGGAGCUGCAGGGCCCUCAAACGCCGGAGUCUGUUCAGGAAGCACGAGUUUGAACAGGAGCAACUGAGAGAGGAGCUGAACAAGAAGAGGACCCAGAAGGAGAUGGAGCAUGCCCUGAUGAUCCGGCAGGACGAGUCCACACAGGACCUGGAGCGCAGGCAGCUGCAGAUGCUGCAGAAGCUGCGCAUUGAACUCAUGCGGCUGCAGCAUCAGACGGAGCUGGAGAACCAGGAGGAGUACAACGGCCGGCGGCAGAGGGAGCUGCACAGGAAACACAGUCUGGAGCAGCGGCAGCAGCCCAGAAACCUCAAGGCGCUGGAGAUGCAGAUCAAGAAACAGUUCCAGGACACUUGCAAGGUGCAGAACAAGCAGUACAAAGCUCUUCGGAACCAUCAGCUGGAGGUCUGUCCCAAGGGCGACCACAAGAACAUCCUGAAAUGCCUGAAAGAGGAGCAGACGCGCAAGCUGGCCGUGCUGGCCGAGCAGUACGAGCAGAGCAUCAACGAGAUGAUGGCGUCACAAGCGAUGCGACUGGAUGAGGAGCAGGACGCCGAGUGCCAAGCUCUGAAGCAGCAGCUGAAGCAGGAGAUGGAGCUGCUGGACGCCUACCAGAGAAAAACCAAGUCGCAGAUGGAGGCCCAACACGAGCGAGAGCAGCAGAAACUGGAGCAGAAGGUCUCCAUACGCAGAGCGCACCUUGAACAGAAGAUUGAGGAGGAACUGGCCGCACUUCAGAAGGAACGUACUGAGAGGAUCAAGCACUUGUUGGAACGUCAGGACAGAGAAAUGAACACCUUUGACUCAGAAAGUAGAAGUCUCGGCUUCGGAAGCCUGGGAUCUCUGGACUUCGCCAAAGAAGACAACAGAUGAAAGUGGACUUAUCUCUGGAGGAGAACAUAUCCACGCCCCCUUUUCACGUCCACCCCGCCGCUGGUCGCGCCCCACGGUGACGAAGCUGGAUAACUUUCUCUUAUUGCUUUUUCUUCUCUCGCAGAUAUUGCAUCUUUGAAUCGAGGUGUCUCGUGCAAUGAGAACUUCUUUUGUGAAACUUGAAGGGGGAAAGUAAAACAAAAGAAGCAACAACAACAACAACAACAUGUCAAUAAAAAUCAAACCUAGUCAGUGUAACUCAAAACCUACGUGUUCAAAACAAACAACAGACUCUUUUUUCUUUUGGUUUUCCUCCAUGCCAUUUCCUCCUUUUGGUAUGAAAUGAAUAAAUCAGGAAAUUUUAGUAAAAUGGGCACUUUGAUAUGUUUAAGUAGAAACCCAUCAUGUUCAUAUGAUGCUAAAUGUGUGUGUUACAUGGAGGGACAUUGUGGAAUGUGAGCUGCGGACUCCCCCGUGGUGUUAAGCUGCUUUGUCUUUUAAUUUACGAGGUUAAUUUCAUUUAGUUUUAUUUAUUUUAUGCUCUGAAUGUGGAUAAUAUUACUGUAUGGGGUCACUGGAUAAAGUCAGAGUUUAUUCAUUAUUUUUAUUUUUUUUACAUUUUCUUCGGUCAUACUUCCAUAUUGUGCUUAUGCAUACAGUAUACUGUGGUCCCUCACUUUUCUAGGCAACAGUUUUUUUUAUUUGAUAUGUAGGAUCGAUUGGCAUCAGCUUGAUCAGCCCGUUUCUCUUUAUCACAAUUCAAGAUCCCACUUGGUAAAACUGCUUAUUAUUGCAUGCACUUUAAGGACAAAUUCAGGUUGUGAAGUGAAGCAUGAAUCUGUCAGAGAUUUUAGCUGUUUGUAAAUAAAAGUGGUCAUAGCAUUUUUUUUUUUUUCAGUUUUCGUUUAAAGCCUAUGGGUACUGGACAUGAGCUCCAUAUUUGAUAUGAUAAUUUCACAAAUGCCUUUAUUUAAGUUGUGCCUGAAGCAGAUUUGAGUUUUUUUGUGUUUCUCUAUGUUUUAUUUCCUGAGGCCGGCACCAUUUUUUGUUUUGGUUUCAUCUAAACUUUGUGAAUCAUUUAAUGUUCACUAAUCAAAGUUCUUGUAAAGGAAAAAUGGUGAGAAUUGUGCUGUAUAACUUUUGAUAUCAAUAUUUGUACAUGAGAAUAAUAGCUAGGACACACAGAGACACUGGUCUAUUACCGAUAGCAGAGCUUAACGAUAAAGGUUUUUGCUUCGUUUUUGUUUUAUAACAUGAAGAUACGGUCAAACGAUAGCUCAGUAUAUUGCUAAGUGGAAAUCACUAGACUCUCAGAUUGUAUAAAUGCUGGUGAAUGGAACCACAGACUUCUUGUAAUAUCAUUCCGAUUGAUCUUUUAUCGAUCAGCGGUUCUAGAAAAAGGAAAAAAAACACAACACUUGAAUCCAGAUUGCAUUUGAGUGAUUUGUGUCUAAUGAUCAGAUUUACAUAUUUUUUUGCCAUGUUCAUUAAGGUCAUUGAACAGGUUGCACAAUGUUUCCAUUUAUACCGAAUGGGACGAUAAUUGUUUGGUGCUUAAUUUCUAAUACCACAUUUAGCCUUGUAGUUUUGUGUCUUGGAGAGAGACGAUUGAUUUUUACAAAAUGUGAACAUGAAGCAUUUUGAAGCCCCCCCUCCUCCCUCCCUCCCUC
Molecule: messenger RNA, 3785 nt
Organism: Hippoglossus stenolepis (Pacific halibut)
Lineage: Eukaryota; Metazoa; Chordata; Actinopteri; Pleuronectiformes; Pleuronectidae
Gene: taok3b
Product: TAO kinase 3b
Exons: 9
Coding region: 799-2115 (438 amino acids)
Biological process (GO): execution phase of apoptosis
Source: RefSeq, a predicted model, not a curated record